Messenger RNA from Macrosteles quadrilineatus (aster leafhopper), 1077 nucleotides. RefSeq lists its product as uncharacterized. The transcript is spliced from 4 exons. Bases 152 to 1027 code for a protein of 291 amino acids. The record is from RefSeq and is a predicted model, not a curated record. Lineage: Eukaryota; Metazoa; Arthropoda; Insecta; Hemiptera; Cicadellidae.
AAUGAAACACAUAACCUCAAACUUUCAAAUUCAAAUUUAAAAGUGGUGAUCUUUAAAUGUUUUUGUUUUCAAUUGCUUAACAGUUGUCUUAUCGUAGUAAAUUUGUUAACAAGGACCUAUUUGAACUCAAUAUUCCGAAUGGACAAAGAAGAUGAACACUAAAGAAAUUGAAAGUCUUUGCAAAGAUGUAUGUGAUAAUCUCCAAGAUGGCUUGAAUGCAGAAGAAAGCAAGUCUUUGAGGCAACUUCGCAUCAUGUGUGGUCUUAGAGAAUGUGGCUGCUCAUUGUUUACCCCAUCACAAAAUCUCAGGCGUAUUCUCAAGGUAAUUAGUAGUGAGUCAGCGCUCAGUCUCUCUGUCGGCCUUGCAAUCAUCAGCAACUGUGAUAUUUUAGAACAAGAAAAACAUUGUAACGAAGUAUUGGAAAGGAUAGCAAAACUUGCAAUAAGUAUGGAACCCUCAGAAGAGAGAAAUCACUUUCUUGCCCAAUUGUGGAAUUAUUCAGGAUUGAAGCACUUCACAAUUUCCACAAUUGAAGAUGUUAUUUCUCAUCACUGUUACUUCUUGGAAAAAGACGUUCUUGAAGUGUUUACGCAAUCAGUUCAACUCAACAGUCACCGUCCAUUAAGGGACUUAAGAUAUGAAAGAAUUUUGCAGUGGAGCUGUAAUUCAUCAAGGAUAUUUUGUGCAGUUACAAGUAUUUUUAAUGAGGUUUUACAGGAAAGUGUAAAAUUGUAUGGACAAUACAAAGCUGCUAUCAGUGUCAUAAGUCAGUUUAUUGAUGACGUUAGGUUAACAUGCAUAGGGAAUAAAAAAGAUUUUGUACUCUUGUACCCCAUUGAGUAUCAAUCUUUGGUUGCUGUUUUAGACAUUACUCCCGAUUGUUAUCCUGAUUGUUGCUCAGUAAAAUCUUCAGUUACCAUUGCAACUGUUGUUGAAAUCAUUGAACGAAAUAUUAGCAAAAAGCCUGUUCAAACUUUGUGCAUUUUGACCCAUUUUCCUGCUUGGCUGCCUUAUGUCAAAAGCUAAUAUUUAUUGAAUCUAGACAAAAUUUGUUAUUGUUUUUUGUUACAGAUCAU